UAGAGUUAUCAUUUCCUCACCCUAAAUCGGAAAAUGCCGCCGCCGUUACCCUCUCUCCAACUCCGGCGACUCCUCCUCCGCACCUUCACCACCUCAUCCCCCUCCUCCACUCCUCUCCACUCCCACCCCCGCAACACCUCAUUCCCUCUAUUCCCCUCUCGACUCUUCUCAUCCGAAACCAAUGCAAAUCCACAACAAACUCCCGACCCCACUCAAAUCGCUCUCUCCUUCUCCAAAGAACUCACCGGAACCCCCGAAUCCUCCGAUCCCCACUCAAUCUCCCAGCGCUUCCACCUCAGCUUCUCCCACAUCACUCCAACCCGCGACCUCAUCCUCAAAACCCUAAACCUCUCCCCCGAAGCCGGCCGCGCAGCUCUCGGCUUCAACGACUGGCUCCACUCAACCCCAACCUUCUCCCACGACGACGAAUCCGUCUCCCUAUUCGUCGAUUACUUCGGCCGCCGCAGAGAUUUCAAAGGCAUGCUCGAAAUCAUCUCCAAACACAAAUCCGUCGCCGGAUCAAAGACCUUAAACUCCGCCAUCGACAGGCUAGCCCGCGCUGGGCGAGCUAAACAGGCCGUGGAGUUCUUCGAGAACAUGGAAAACGACUAUGGUUUCAAACGAGAUAUUUCUACGCUGACCUUGGUGGUUAGGAAACUCUGCGAGAGAGGACACGCGAGUGUGGCGGAGAAGUUAGUUAAGAAUAACGUUAACGAGAUUUUCCCCGACGAGACGAUUUGUGAUUUACUGAUAAGCGGUUGGUGUAACGGCGGGAAGUUAGAUGAAGCGGUUAGGUUCGCUGGUGAGAUGAGCAGAGGAGGGUUUGAGAUAGGGACGUUGGCUUAUAACUUGAUUCUUGAUUGUGUUUGUAAGCUUUGUAGGAAGAAAGAUCCGUUUCGGUUACAAUUGGAAGUUGAGAAAGUUUUGUUGGAGAUGGAGACACGUGGCGUCCCGAGGAAUACUGGGACUUUUAAUGUGUUGAUUAAUAAUCUUUGUAAGAUUAGGAGGACUGGUGAGGCUAUGGAAGUUUUUGGGAAGAUGGGUGAGUGGGGUUGUCAAGGGGAUGCUGAGACUUAUCUUGUUUUGAUUAGGAGUUUGUAUCAGGCGGGGAGGAUUGGGGAAGGUGAUGAGAUGAUUGAUAAGAUGAAGUCAGCUGGGUUUGGUGAGUGUUUGGGGAAGAAGGAGUAUUAUGGGUUUUUGAAGAUUUUGUGUGGGAUUGAGAGGCUUGAGCAUGCGAUGGUUGUGUUUAAGAAUAUGAAGAGUGAUGGGUGUAAGCCUGGGGUUAAGAGUUAUGAGUUGUUGAUGGGGAAGAUGUGUGCGAAUAAUCAGGUGACUAGAGCUAAUGGGUUGUUUAAAGAAGCUGUGAGGAGAGGUGUUGAGGUUAGUCCUAAGGAGUAUAGGGUUGAUCCGAGGUUUUUGAAGAAGAAGAGUAAGGAUGUGGAGAGUGAUGUGAAGAAGAGGGAGACUUUGCCUGAGAAGACUGCGAGGAAGAGGAGAAGGCUUAAGCAGAUUAACAUGAGUUUUGUUAAGAAGCCUCAUAACAAGAUGAGGAGGAGAAUGUGAUGUUGAUUAGCUUAAUAAUCGAAAUGUUGAAAUGUUUUUGGUUUCAAAACAGUCUUUGUUCUUUCCUUGUUUCCGAGAAGGUACUGAUUUUUUAUCAGUAACUUAAUAAUCUUUUGGUUCUGCUUAUUGUAACAUUUGCACACUUUUCAUGAGUUGCACUAGAAUCUGAGAUACAAUUUUAAGUUUAU
This is a messenger RNA of Eruca vesicaria subsp. sativa (arugula), 1751 nucleotides long. The record is from the annotation of a GenBank genome assembly. Lineage: Eukaryota; Viridiplantae; Streptophyta; Magnoliopsida; Brassicales; Brassicaceae.